Messenger RNA from Cladocopium goreaui, 516 nucleotides. NCBI's taxonomy places the organism in Eukaryota, Dinophyceae, Suessiales, Symbiodiniaceae. The record is from the annotation of a GenBank genome assembly.
AUGCGUCUAAGAAGGCUUUGUGAGGAGAAAGCAAAGACCAAGAAGUGCCAUGUUGAUGUGAAAACCCGGGAACAGUAUGUUCGAGGGGGAGAGGACAGAGAGUGGCUAGAGAUUGCUUUGGUGGAAGCACUCCAGAAAGUGGGUCCAGACAGAAGUCAACACAAGAAGCUGACAGCUGAGUUCAAAGCGCGAGUCAUUUUGGUUCGCGAACGCAUGGAAAUGAAGGAGCAGGAGGUCACGGGACAAUGGCUAACGGAGGAGAAGAUGGUCAAGUCUGGAGACUACACGGCGACUACCAUCGCCAAGGUGAUUGCAUACUGCAAUCGGUUCCCCUCCGCUCUCGUGCGGAGGUGGAAGUACGAUACUGAAGUCAGGGAGUACUUCGUGGAAACCUCCACCAAGCAAACCAUUCGCAACACUGAACUGUACAAGCGGCAGGAGGCGUGCGACGCUGGUGAUGCUCUGCAGCAAAAAGAAAACCGGUCCUUAGUUCGAACUAUAAGCCAAAACAUAUAG